GCGCAGCGGCCAGGAGAGGGAGGAGGAGAGUCGACAGUCAUCUGAUUCUUUUCCUGUCCCACCCUCUACCGGACAGACGGAACGAGUUCACGGUAAACGGGCUCGACACACCACCCUCGGGAGCGUUUCUGAUCCGAGCGAAUGAAGACGAUCGACGCGCAGCGGAAGAAAGGACGCGACGCCAUUAAAGCAGCGAGACGCGAUCAGCUGAGCGCCUCUUCCUGACUCAGACGCAGAGAAACAAGUUCCAGAACCUGAGCAGAAGUUCAGAAACCGCCGAAAGGAGCCCCGCGAUGCUCGGUCCGGACGGAGAAACCUGACAACGCGACGCGACGCACGCGAGCGCGAGAGAGCUUUUCUGAGCGCGUUUGGCCGAGACCUGAAUUGGCUUUUCCUGCUAUUCUUCUUCUGAGCGCUUCCUGCUCGGGCAAAACCACAGCGAAGCAGCAGCUAAAAAUACUGACCUCUCAAUGGAGCGCUGAACGGAGUCCUCCUCAACUCUCCUGGACCGAUGCGUCUCCGCUUGCACCAGCCACUUGGAGCUUUAGAAGGACUUUGAGAUCUCGCUAAGUCAUGCUUUCGUCUCUUUGAACUCGUGUGACGUUUGUGACUGGUGUUUUCAGAGUAUGCUGGAAGAAAGGCUCUUGAAGUGACCACCCGUCACCGAUCUGGACCUUGGAGCGUCCAUUUACUCUACAUGAGGAUUGAUGUCUGAUGGAGACACGUUCACCGAUGAUCCGGGCAUACAGAGAUCUGGGGGAGAGAGGGGUCGUGACGUACCCACCUGAACUUCAACAACACAUUUCAUCUGAUUUCAACCCAAGCGCCUUAUAAACUCUCGAUGGAGCCGCUGAAGAACAUAUUCUCCCGCGGCCCGCUGUCCACCUGGAAGAGUCUGGAUCAGACUCAGAAGGGAAACUUCACCAACCCGGUUUGGACCGCUUUGUUCGACUAUGAGGCCUCGGGGAAGGACGAACUCACGCUGCGUAAAGGAGACCUGGUGGAGGUCCUGUCUCUGGAUUCGGAGAUAUCCGGAGACGAAGGAUGGUGGGCGGGAAAGGUCAACAACAAGGUGGGAAUCUUCCCGUCCAACUAUGUCUCCUUCAAGCCCAGUGGAUACGGUGAGCUGCAGGGCUCGGGUCUGGGACCGGCCGUGGUGAGCGAGCUGGAGCCGGACACGGUGGACUUCAGAGAGCUGAGUCUGGAGGAGGUCAUCGGGGUCGGCGGGUUCGGGAAGGUCUACCGAGGGACCUGGAAGGGCGAGUUGGUGGCCGUGAAAGCGGCCCGUCAGGAUCCAGACGAGGACAUCAGCGUCACGGCGCAGAAUGUCCAGAACGAAGCCAGGCUCUUCGCCAUGCUCAAGCACCCCAACAUCAUCGCACUCAUCGGUGUUUGCCUGCAGGAGCCCAACCUGUGUCUGGUCAUGGAGUACGCGUCCGGUGGCCCACUGAGCCGCGCUCUGGCCGGACGAAGGAUCCCGCCACAUGUGCUGGUCAACUGGGCGGUGCAGAUCGCCCGAGGGAUGCAGUACCUGCACAACGAGGCCAUCGUCCCCGUCAUCCACCGAGACCUCAAGUCCAACAACAUUCUGCUGGCAGAGCCUGUGGAGCAGGACAGCAUCGAGGGUAAAACCCUGAAGAUCACAGAUUUCGGUCUGGCGCGUGAGUGGCACAAGACGACGAAGAUGAGCACCGCGGGGACCUACGCCUGGAUGGCCCCGGAGGUCAUCAAAUCCUCCACCUUCUCCAAGGGCAGCGACGUCUGGAGUUAUGGGGUGUUGUUAUGGGAGCUGCUGACCGGAGAGGUUCCCUACAGAGGGAUCGAUGGUCUGGCCGUGGCCUACGGAGUCGCUGUGAACAAACUGACCCUUCCCAUCCCGUCCACCUGCCCCGAGCCCUUCACACAGCUCAUGUCCGAGUGCUGGGAUCAGGAUCCGCACCGCAGGCCCAGCUUCUCCUCCAUCCUGCAGCAGCUGACGGCUCUGGAGGAGCAGGUGAUGCACGAGAUGCCGCAGGACUCCUUCCAUUCGCUCCAGGAGGACUGGAAACUGGAGAUCCAGGACAUGUUUGACGAGCUGCGGGCCAAAGAGAAGGAGCUGCGGUGUCGUGAGGAGGAGCUGAAGCGUGCGGCACUGGAGCAGAAGUCUCACGAGGAGUUCCUGCGUCAGCGCGAGCAGCAGUUAGCGCAGUGGGAGCAGGACGUGUUCGAGCGCGAGCUAUCGCUGCUCAUCAUGCACCUCAACCAGAACCAGAAACCCAACGUCAAGAAGCGCAAGGGAACCUUCAAGAAACACAAGCUGAAGGGGAAGAACGGAGAGAAGAUCAGCAUGCCGCAGGAUUUUAUCCAUAAGAUCACGGUCCAGGCGUCUCCGUGUUUGGAGAAGAGGCGUAAUUCUCCGGAUCUGGGCUCGCCGUCCAUCGGUCCACGCUUCCGAGCGAUACAGCUGGGUCCCAGUGAGAGUAAGUGGAGCUCUGUUUGGCCGCUGGAGUCUCUUCCUCUCAAGCAGACCAACGGAGAGAGGAAAUUCACUCCUCAUCUGAGCCCCAAAAGCCCCAAGAGUCCAAAGAUCCUCCGUCUGAGCACACAGGAGAACAGUCUGUCAAUGAGAGCCAAACUCCUGGAGGUGGACAGUAACGAGGAUUCGAGAGCUGAUUUUGAGGAGUACAUACCCAUCACACCAGAGCCCAGCCACAAUGAGGGCUCAGAGAGUGAGGAAGGUGGCUUGUCUCCGUGCAGUUCUCCCAAACCGGAUCAGUCCGGGCCGGUCUGUCUGGGGAAGAGCACACACCGCGCUCUGCUCAGCAGCGCCGCCCUGCUGGCGUCUGUGGCUCUGGGUCACUGUCUGGAGCCGCAGCUCCCGCCCACACCGCCGCCGCGGGUCUCCUCACGGACACAGCUGUCCACCCUGGAGCCGGAGCCGGAGCCGGAGCCGGAGCCGGAGCCUGACCGCUCUCCAGGUCCAGAGGUGGUGGGGGAUCUGAUCACCUUCAGCACAGACUCACUGCCUCGAGGCUUUCUGGACUCACUGAAGCCGCCCGAGAUCAAGCCCCUGCCGCUCACGCCUCCACCGCCCAACCCACGGGACAGAGAGCGGCCGGGGCGCAGGACUGCCCCCCACUGGAGCGCACACGCUAACGGAGACGCAGAGGUGCCACAGCAGAGCGGAGAGCGCAGGAGGAGGUCCAGCUACGGACUCAACUCAUCACAUCUCAUGUUGGAUCUCCCGCUGUGUCAGGACACGUUCGAGGCCGAGGACAAGUCUCUGCUGCCGUUCGCCCUGUAUCCUGACCCUCGCUUGUGGAGCCCUAAAACCCGGCGUCUGGAGGUCAACAUCAUCCCUCGUCCGCGUCCGUCCCCUAACCGGCCCCGCAUCAACCCGUGGAGCUUCGUAUCGGCCGGCGUGACGGACAGAGCGGCCGCCAAGAGGGUCAUCAGCAGCCCCCCGAGCCCUCGACUGGCCUACCAGCCCUCGCCCACAAACCCCUUCACAAACUGUGACCCCUUCCCUUCCCCGGACUGUGACCCCUUUAAUCUGAGGGUCGACCCUUCCAUGAACUCGGACCACGCCUCGACCUUUGACCCCUUCUCAGCCCCGUUCCCCACCUCGCGCUCGGCGCCCUGCUCCACCAAUGGCAGUCCCAAUCUGUCCCUGCGGGUGGCGCCGCUGAACCCGGCCGACUCUCCGCUCUUAGACCUGAGCUGGAUGGGUGUCAGCCGGCCGCUCGACGGCCCCAAAGAGAGGGUCCAUCCUCACCGGAGCCUCGGCCUCAGUCCGUUCAGAUCCCCAGCGCCGCUCAGAGACGACCGGUUCUGAACACUGUCCCACAAACCAAGG
This is a messenger RNA of Carassius carassius (crucian carp), 3835 nucleotides long. RefSeq names its product mitogen-activated protein kinase kinase kinase 11. Gene Ontology annotation, cellular component: centrosome. Gene Ontology annotation, molecular function: JUN kinase kinase kinase activity; ATP binding; protein binding. The record is from RefSeq and is a predicted model, not a curated record. Gene Ontology annotation, biological process: protein phosphorylation; positive regulation of apoptotic process; microtubule-based process. The transcript is spliced from 10 exons. The coding region runs from base 842 to 3814 and encodes 990 amino acids. NCBI's taxonomy places the organism in Eukaryota, Metazoa, Chordata, Actinopteri, Cypriniformes, Cyprinidae.